UUUACAUGGCCAUUAAAAAGUCUAUCCACUCCAAUCUCUCUUAAAAUAUAACAAUGACAAAACAACUUGGCAAUUCCAUUGCCUUCUCUUUCAGUUCCCUCUUUCAUAAUUUACUGUUUAUUAUACUAUUUGGACGACCUUCUAGCUUUAUAUUUCCCUGCCAAGCUACAUGCAGAAAAGUUGACCGUGACUCCCUUCUAGCCUUCUCCUUUGGUGUCUCCAGUUCCAAUCCUUUGAAUUGGUCUUACUCCAUCGAUUGUUGCAUGUGGGAAGGUGUCAGUUGUGAUAAUAAUGAUCGGGUCAUCCAUCUGUUGCUGCCAUCAAGAGGACUUGUUGGAAGCAUAUCUCCUUCUGUUGCAAACCUCAGCCAUCUCUCUCAAUUCAAUCUCUCGCAAAAUAGGCUAUCAGGUCCUAUUCCAGACGGAUUUUUUAUGGCUUUAAAACGCCUUGUUGUCGUUGAUUUGAGCGAAAAUCGACUAACUGGAAAGUUGUCGGAUUUUGAUAAGCUGAUGAGUACAGUCAAAACAGUGAAUUUAUCCAGUAACCACUUCCAGGGAACUAUCCAAUAUGCAUUUUUCCAGCAGGCCGUGAAUCUGAAAAGCUUUAGCGUCAGCAACAACAGCUUCUCCGGUCCAAUUCCUUCGUCUAUCUGUGAAUUUUCCGCCUCAAUCCAGCAUCUUGAUUUCUCACGAAAUCUCUUUUUUGGUCCGAUUUCCGAAGGUUUUGGGCAGUGUUCCAAUUUGCAGUUUCUACGAGCAGGUUUCAAUAAUCUAUCUGGAGAUGUUCCUAGCGAUAUCUACACAGUUUCAUCACUGCAAGAACUGUACUUGUCUGCCAAUACGCUCUAUGGUCCGAUCAGUGGAAGCCUUGUUAACCUCAUUAACCUUAGAAUCCUUUCACUCUAUGAUAAUAAAUUGACAGGAACCAUUCCUCAAGAUAUUGGGCGGCUUUCCAACCUGGAAAACUUGUUCCUUCGUAAAAAUCUACUAAAUAGCACUCUGCCCCCAUCUCUUGCAAACUGUGCAAGACUUGUGAUGCUGGAUUUAAGUUUUAACUUCCUUGAAGGUGAACUUUCUGCAUUCGAUUUCUCCAAAUUCAUUCAGCUUAGGUCAAUUGACCUGGGGAAUAAUUUAUUCAGUGGUAGAUUGCCAGCAAGCCUUUAUUCAUGCAACAAACUGACUGCAAUUCGCCUGGCCGUUAAUAAACUAAAUGGUGAGAUUUCGCCUGGCAUUAUGGGGUUACCAUCUCUGUCUUUCUUAUCCCUUUCUAAUAACAGCCUAAACAAUAUCACAAGUGCAAUACAAAUCCUAUCAGGGUGCAAGAACCUCAGACGAUUAUUACUCCCACUAAAUUUUUAUGAUGAGUCAUUGCCUGACGAUGAUAGUUUGAUACGAUCUGAUGGGUUCCAAAAUCUCCAAGUCCUGGCUUUAGGUGGCUGUAGACUCACUGGUCAAAUUCCAAUGUGGUUAUCUAAAUUAAACAAGCUGGAGGUUCUAGACCUAUCGCUUAACAACAUCACAGGCUCCAUUCCGGGUUGGUUUGGCGAUCUUCCAAACCUUUUCCAAUUACAUUUGUCCCGCAAUCUUCUCUCAGGACAAUUCCCAGUGGAACUCGCAGGACUAAGAAGACUAACCACAAAACGGAGUACAGAUCAAGUAGACCAAAGUUAUUUAGAGUUUCCUAUCUAUAUUGAGCCUAAUAAUGACUACGAUCUGCCAUAUAAAAAGCUCUCUUACCUGCCACCAGCAAUAUAUAUCAGGAGUAACAGUAUCAGUGGUACCAUCCCAACUGAGAUUGGCCAAUUGAAGUUUAUAACAGCCCUGGAUCUCAGCAACAACAAUUUCUCUGGCAGCAUUCCUGACACAAUAUCUAAUCUCACUAACUUGGAAAAACUGGACCUCUCUGGCAACCAUCUUUCUGGUCAAAUUCCUGCAUCAUUCAAGAAUCUCUAUUUUCUGUCUAGUUUCAAUGUUGCCUACAACAAUCUUGAUGGUCCUAUACCCGUUGGAGGCCAGUUUGACUCAUUUCCCAAUUCAAGCUUUGAAGGAAAUCCCGGUUUAUGUGGUAAAUUUUUGCCACGCUCUUGCAGUGGUCAAUCGGAAACUACCCUUCAGAAAGGAACAAAGAGAAAAAUCUUUAAUUGGCUAAGCUUUGGGAUAGGUUAUGGAAUUAGCUUCAUCCUGGCAGUGCUAGCAGGUUUGAAAUUUUUGUGAGUUCAAAUGCUAAUAAUAAUCACGUUUAUAUUAUCAUAAAAAGGGAGAGAUUUAAAAUCCGAUAUUCAGUUUCUUGAUUGACUUCGAAUUCACGAACUUUCGACUUUUUAAUUCAAGAAAUUUCGGGUUUUA
This is a messenger RNA of Olea europaea var. sylvestris, 2345 nucleotides long. Its product is annotated as tyrosine-sulfated glycopeptide receptor 1-like. NCBI's taxonomy places the organism in Eukaryota, Viridiplantae, Streptophyta, Magnoliopsida, Lamiales, Oleaceae. The record is from RefSeq and is a predicted model, not a curated record. Gene Ontology annotation, molecular function: protein binding. The coding region runs from base 54 to 2213 and encodes 719 amino acids. The transcript has a single exon.